CCAUUUAAUUUAUAAUCUCCGACGCCUGGCAUUCGGCAACUUGCACUAAGUGCAGCGUGGUGGAGCGUACUCCACUCGCCUCCUUGAACCAGAAACAUUUUCCUAAAGGUCGCGUACACAGAAAACAAGUUUUUUAGGAUGAUUCGGUGAACUGCAGUUUCCCAGCUUGAUAAAUCCAUCGCUGAAUCUUGUCUUGGUUUACGCGCCUUUUUUCAACGUCGACUGUAAACCGUUGACAACAUCCUGUAAACUAUAAAUGUUCGAAUGUAACGUCAACGGUUGUGCAAAGUUCAAUUAUGAUUAGUCUGGUUUAUUAAUCUUUCAGGAAGAAUAUGCCUUUAAGUUUAACUAGUGCCGAAGAAUAUCUUGUUGAUUCAACGUACUGAUUAUAAUGGAAUUGGCUAUCGAGUGCAGCUAUGUUGGUUGUGGCAAAUCUUUGAAAAGUGGGCAACGAUUUCACUACUUUCCAUAUCACAAUGCUGGCCUUUGCGUUAAAUGGUUAAUGAACAGUGGUCGUGAAGAUUUGCUUACACAUAAAACUUCGGUUCUGGAAUCUAUGAGCCUCGCUAUAUGCGGUGACCAUUUCCAGGACAAUGAUUAUAACAGUAGAGGAACAUUGAAAAAAGGGCGAGUUCCGCUUCAAUAUUGGAAUCUUGGAUAUCCUUGCGAACUUGGUGAAAUUAAAGUUGCUAAUAUGGAUCAACAACUACACAAUAUCGACCAGUCAAGUCUUACGAGUAGUGAUUCAGAAGAGUCAACAGAUGAUGAACUCCGUACACGCUUGGGAAAUGAAAUAGAAACACUUUUGAAUUCCUUCCAGAGUCUGCGGGACAAAUCACAGCAUAAAAGUAAACCACGUAUUGGACAGUCUUUGAAAACAUUUUAUAAGAAAUUUGAUAAUAAGAGAGAUAAAGAUAAAGAUGAAAACGAAGUGACUAGGAUAGGCAGCUUGACCGAAUUCAAAAGAGUAACCAUUAAUAUGUGUAGAACCUGUGCUAAAGAAGAGAAUAAUCUUGUUGAUAUAGCGGAAAAAUAUGACAAUUGUGAUGUUGAUGUAAUCACAAAAUUGAAACUACUGAUAGAGAUUGAGGAAAACGACGUACUACCGAAAAAAAUCUGCUCAGAAUGUUUAACUAAAUUAGAAAAUUCUUAUGAAUUUUUUCAACAGAUUUAUAAGGCUGAUAGCACUCUGCGCGCUUUGUUACUUAUUCAUAAUAAACGAACGGAAUGUUUCUCAGAGAAAAGGAAAUACAAUGGUCAGAGCGCUCACUUGUGGGAUACAAAAAACAAAAGUCAAUUAUUCAACAAGAAGACUGAUCUUUCCUCGGAAGUAAACAAUAUGCCUUUUGAAAAUUGUGUAAAAAGUAGAAGAGUGACGAAUAGCCACGAUACAAUAGAUGAUUCAUAUAAUUCUGAUAAUUUUCAAGAAAGUUCUUGCAAAAGCAAUGACAUCCAAGAUGAAAGUAGGGUACUGGGUAAAUUAUACGCAAGUGAUACCUCUGAAAACACCGUGAGCUAUAUCCUUUCGGAAUCUUGUGACAAUGACGAAGAAUUAAGUUGGCUGGAUGUUGUGGGCGUCAUGAAAACGGAAGGUCAAGUAAACGCAUCAACGUCCGAUACGACUCCGGAAAAAUUAUCUGACAGCAAGUUCCGAAUUUCUUGCCAAUACUGUGAUAGCAGUUUUCUAUUGCGACGUCAAUUAAAAUCACAUAUUAAGUUAGAUCAUCUUCAAUCAAAAAAUUACAACUGCAACCAUCGUGAUAUUUACUAUGAAAGUCAAGAUGAUUUGUCGCAACAUCAGAUUCCCCAUUCUAAACAAAGAUAUAAGUGUAACGAUUGUGAGAAAAUGUUUUACAAAAAACGGAAUUUGAGAAUACACAUUAAAAAAAGCCAUUCAGCUAACAAAAAUAUAUUUUCGGACAUAAAAGAACGAUCUAGUUGCGGCGAGACCAUCUUGACAACUGAAACUAAGGUCCACAGCAUCCCAGGUUUGGGUAAAAUUUUUACCUGCAACGAUUGCAAGAAAAUGUUUACAUCCAAACACACGCUUUAUUAUCACAUUCGCAGAAUACAUCCAUCUUUUGCUUACACUUGCACAAUCUGUAACGAAGUGAUGUAUAGUGAGGCAGAUACUCACAAACACAUGACAAUACAUGAUAAAUCUCCGUUAUUUCCUUGCCUGGAUUGCGGUGGAAUGUUUUACAGCACUGAACAAUUGGAUAAGCAUAAAAAUGCACACGCUGAAGGUGCGCUGAAAAAACGAAAGAGAGUUUGGUUCCACUGUCAAUUAUGCGAAGAAUCGUAUGUGGUAGCUGAUGAAUUGAUUAGACAUAUCGGAACUCACACGUCCGAGGACUGGGAAAACUAUAGAAACAAAAUCUCAUACUGCGGAGAAUGUAGUACUCGAAUAAUUGGCGAUGAAAAGUUUCGUAUACACAAAAUGAAGCAUCAUUUAGCCGAACGAGGUGAUUUUAUCUGCCUGCUUUGCGAGGAUUUUACAAAAAACUUUGAAUCUUUACAAGAAUACACGAGCCAUAUUAACCAACAUUCUGAUGAAUUAAAACAACUAAAUCCCCGAAAAUACAAGUGUGCGUACUGCGACAAGGUUUUCAGGUCAAACUCUUACCUAAUAAGCCACCAAGAUUCUUCCCAUUCCGAUAUGACCCUGGGCUCAAGCCCGGAAUGCACUCCAAAAGUUAAACGUGCGAAUAAUUCCCAAGAUCAAACGGAAGAAUCGCGGAUUUCAAAGGACCAUAAAGACACAUGUAAAGAACCUGUUGAAAAUUUGGAUAAUUUAGUUUCUUGGGAUCGAAACUAAUCCCAGUGGAUAACAGUAGUGUUCGACUGGACAGCGACUUUGAACAACAUUUACUUACAGACGAUGUGAAACAAAAUUAAUUUACUCUCACUAUAAUUUUGUUAACAUGUUUCAUAGCCAUUGAUAAUCCGCUUUUUCUGUAUACUAAAUUCAUACGUGAAAAAAUGUGGCCCCUGUCAUUAGAAACUACAAUAUAAUUUGUUACAUAGAUAUAUUAUAUUGACAUACUGAAAUGAAAAGACAAUACACGAUUUCUUUUUAAUA
This is a messenger RNA of Athalia rosae (coleseed sawfly), 3082 nucleotides long. RefSeq names its product zinc finger protein 26-like. The transcript has 3 exons. Gene Ontology annotation, biological process: regulation of transcription by RNA polymerase II. Lineage: Eukaryota; Metazoa; Arthropoda; Insecta; Hymenoptera; Athaliidae. The record is from RefSeq and is a predicted model, not a curated record. Gene Ontology annotation, cellular component: nucleus. Gene Ontology annotation, molecular function: RNA polymerase II transcription regulatory region sequence-specific DNA binding; zinc ion binding; DNA-binding transcription factor activity, RNA polymerase II-specific. The coding region runs from base 392 to 2818 and encodes 808 amino acids.